Messenger RNA from Jatropha curcas, 3439 nucleotides. RefSeq names its product polyribonucleotide nucleotidyltransferase. Gene Ontology annotation, biological process: mitochondrial mRNA catabolic process; mitochondrial RNA 3'-end processing. Gene Ontology annotation, molecular function: RNA binding; polyribonucleotide nucleotidyltransferase activity; 3'-5'-RNA exonuclease activity. The record is from RefSeq and is a predicted model, not a curated record. NCBI's taxonomy places the organism in Eukaryota, Viridiplantae, Streptophyta, Magnoliopsida, Malpighiales, Euphorbiaceae. Gene Ontology annotation, cellular component: mitochondrion; chloroplast stroma; cytosol.
UACCAAAUUAUAAUUAAACCUUUCCUUUGCAUUUUACUGUCAACUCCCUUAAACCCUAAACCCUUUCCCUCCCAUUUCUCUCACUCAAUUAGUCAAUGUCCUCGAUAGCAAGCAGAGGCUACAGAGCCAAUUCUCUUCGCAGUUCUCUCCCUUAUUUCCUCACAUGGCGUGCUCUCGGCUUCCGCAACAUCUGCAGCGGCCGUCUCGGCUUCGCGCCCUCUGAUCCAGACCUACCCGUCGCCGGGACCAAGGUCCUUGAGACCUUCAAAGAAGAAUUUGAGGUUGGAUCGCGCCUUAUUACCCUUGAGACUGGAAAAAUCGCUCGAUUUGCUAAUGGCGCCGUUGUAUUGGGCAUUGAUGAAACCAAAGUGCUAUCCACUGUUACUGCCGCUAAAGGCGAUUCUGUUCGAGAUUUUUUACCCCUCACUGUUGAUUACCAAGAGAAGCAAUUUGCUCAAGGUGUAAUUCCUCAUACAUUCAUGCGAAGAGAGGGUGCUCCAAAAGAAAGGGAACUCUUAUGUGGUCGUAUCAUUGACCGACCUAUACGACCACUCUUUCCAGCUGGAUUUUACCAUGAAGUACAGGUAAUGGCCAGCGUUCUUUCUUCAGAUGGGAAACAAGAUCCGGAUGUAAUGGCGGCUAAUGCUACAUCUGCUGCUCUUAUGUUAUCAGAUAUUCCUUGGGGUGGACCAAUUGGAAUGAUACGCAUUGGAAGGAUCGGUGGCCAAUUUGUCAUUAAUCCAACCAUGGAUGAGCUUAGCUUAAGUGAUCUAAACUUAGUAUAUGCAUGUACAAAAGACAAAACGUUAAUGAUAGAUGUGCAAGCUCGGGAGAUAUCAGAGAAAGAUCUAGAAGCAGGGUUAAGAUUGGCACAUCCAGAGGCGGUUAAAUAUCUUGAACCUCAAAUCAGACUUGCUGCCAAAGCUGGGAAGAAGAAGAAAGAUUAUAAACUGUCUAUGGUGUCUGAAAGAACAUUAGAAAAAGUUAGAAACUUAGCGGAAGGGCAAAUUGAAGCCGUUUUUACUGAUUCGUCAUAUGGCAAGUUUGAACGAGGAGAGGCCUUAGAUAACAUUACACAAGAUGUAAGAAGAACGCUUGAAGAAGAAUGUGAUGAAGAAAGCUUAAAAGUCCUUCCAAAGGCAAUAGACACAGUAAGGAAACAGGUUGUUCGGAAUAGAAUCAUUUUGGAAGGGUUUAGAGUUGAUGGGAGACGUCUUGAUGAAGUCAGGCCUUUGUAUUGUGAAGCUGGUAAUUUACCUAUAUUACAUGGAUCUUCACUGUUUUCUCGUGGGGACACUCAGGUUCUCUGUACUGUGACACUUGGAGCACCUGAAGAUGCUCAGCGGUUGGAAUCUUUAGUUGGACCUCCAACAAAGCGUUUCAUGCUUCACUAUAGUUUUCCGCCGUUUUCAAUAAAUGAAGUUGGUAAACGAGUUGGCUUGAACAGGCGUGAAGUCGGGCAUGGAACACUUGCGGAGAAGGCUCUGCUUGCUGUUUUGCCUCCUGAAGAUGACUUUCCAUAUACAGUUCGUGUCAAUUCAGAAGUCAUGGCAUCUGAUGGUUCAACAUCAAUGGCAACUGUUUGUGGAGGUAGUAUGGCCUUGAUGGAUGCUGGCAUUCCGUUACAAGAGCAUGUUGCUGGUGUUUCUGUGGGUCUUAUUAGUGAAGUUGAUUCCUCCACUGGAGAAAUUAAGGACUACCGUAUACUGACUGAUAUUUUGGGGCUGGAAGAUCAUUUGGGAGACAUGGACUUCAAAAUUGCUGGAACACGUAAUGGUGUUACUGCAAUUCAGUUGGAUAUAAAACCUGCAGGAAUUCCUUUAGAUAUAAUUUGUGAGUGUUUAGAGCCCGCACUUAAAGGCCGUCUUCAAAUCCUUGAUCGCAUGGAACGAGAGAUUAGUGCACCACGUACUCAUGAUGACAAUAAUCGCCCUCGACUAGCUACCCUUAAGUUCAGCAAUGAUGAUCUUCGUCGGCUAGUUGGCCCUCAUCAUGUUCAGAAGAGAAAACUUGAAGUGGAAACAGGUGCGCGAUUGUCUGUAAGUGAUGGCACACUUACUAUAGUUGCUAAGAAUCAAUCCGUAAUGAAAAAAGCACAGGAGAAGAUUGAUUUAAUAAUUGGCCGGGAAAUUGAAAUCGGUGGGGUUUAUGAGGGCAUUGUAACUUCAAUAAAAGAAUAUGGUGCAUUUGUUGAGUUCAAUGGCGGCCAGCAAGCUUUGCUACACAUUUCUGAGUUGUCACAUGAACCGGUGUCUAAGGUUUCAGAUGUAGUAUCUGUUGGUCAGCAGCUUUCUUUGACCUGCAUUGGUCAGGAUGUCCGCGGCAACAUUAAAGUAUCCCUUAAAGCAGCUUUACCAAAGCCGAGAUCCAUGGCAAAUAAUUUAGCUGAAGAAUCUGUUCCCGUCAUGAAAGAAACACCUAAGGUCUGGGCCUCAGUUGAGGGUUUGCCUAAUGAUGGGCAAAAUGAACAGAAACCUGUGGCUGACUUGUUGGUGAAUAAAAGUGUUGUAAAUUCUUCAACUUCAUCAUCACCAGUAAUUUUAAUUCGAAGUGUUGCAGAAUGUGAUGAGGAGGAAAAAUCCGCUGGUCUGAGUCAGGUUUCCAAGGUUACAUUCAAAAAAUCCCAGGCUUCGAAAAGGGAUCAGAAGCCAAAGACAAACCCACCUAAGGAAGCCAAAGUGGAGGCUCCUAUGAGUGCAAACAAUUUGAAACUCGGGACAAAGGUCACGGCCAAGGUUUUCCAAAUUCGAAAACAUGGCUUGGUCCUUGAGUUGGGUGGUGGAGUUCGUGGAAUGUAUCGGUUUGAGACAAAUAGCAAGACGAAUUUUGAGGUGGGUGAUGAACUCCAAGUCAAGUGCACGAGCUUUUCCAGCAAGGGGAUUCCAGUAAUGUGUUUAGUGGAUGAUGAGUAGCUUAUAUUAAUCGACAAAUGCUUAAUGGGAACGGCCACAAAAAUGAUAACCGACAGAAACUGAAGUUGAAACACUCCUGUUUGGUAUUUCAUACCAAAAUAUUGCUAAUACUUAUGCGAAACAUGGCCUGAACUAGUGUGGUUUAUGUUAACUAACCUAAUCACUGCAAUGGGUUUGACUUGAGCAUGCCUUCUUGAGUACGGAUUCUGGUUCUACACUUGGAGCACUCUGACCUAGUUCUAGUUAUGAAACUGAUGUUUAUGAUUUCAUUGCACUUCUGACCUAAAAAAUUUUGGUUAGCUAGGCAUUUUUUCCAUGUCUUCCCUUUUGGGAUUAUAUUAUUAUGUAACUGUCAUUGCACUACAGGGAAAAUAAUGUUCAUAUGUGGAAACAAUCUUUUCUAUAUUUUGUACAGAUGAAGAGCCAGGGGGACAGCCAAUUUUUUUUUGUCAAAUGGCAAUAUGUAGCCUACGACUGACUGUAGUCUUCUGAAAUGAGAGAUAAUUUAAGCAGGAAAAUUAUAGACA